Messenger RNA from Sorghum bicolor (sorghum), 1469 nucleotides. RefSeq lists its product as uncharacterized. The record is from RefSeq and is a predicted model, not a curated record. The coding region runs from base 187 to 1272 and encodes 361 amino acids. NCBI's taxonomy places the organism in Eukaryota, Viridiplantae, Streptophyta, Magnoliopsida, Poales, Poaceae. The transcript is spliced from 3 exons.
AGCUCCGUUCCUUGAUUGCUUCGUGCAUCUUCGCCGAGCUCCGGCCAUUCCUCCCUCUGCUCCUCCAUGUCCAACCCCGCCCUAUUCUUGGCUGAUCCGUGGCGCCCUCGGCGGACUUGACCCGCGGCGGCGAGCCGCGGCCGCGGCCGCGAGUGGUGUAAUAACCACGGGCCGCCGCUCGCACCAAUGGCGCCCCCGGAUCGGUGCUCCGGUGCCACGCCCACGCCCGAGGCGGCACCGGCACCGGCAGCCGCCGCGCUGAAGACGACGGACAUGCCCUGCAGCACCUGCGGCCACGAGGAGCCCACCAUGCCCAUGCCCCAGCACCACCACCACGAGCGCAAGUUCUCCAGCAGCACCUCCUUCUCGUCGUCCCUCACCGCGUCACCGGCGGUCUCGUACGCGUCGUCGUCGACCACCUACCUGCCGGCGUCCAACAAGCUGUCGUGCGAGAGCAUCCCCUACGCCGGGUCCGGGCCCGACGACCUCGGCAAGCUCUCGUCUUUCUCCUCCUCGUCGUCCUACGAGAGCUUCUUCCACAUCGAGGCGCUCGACGACGACUCCGCCGACUUCGGGCCCGGCAACGCGGCCACCGCGGCGGCGGACAACAACGAGUUCCUCGACUUCGAGCCCUGCACGACGCGGCCUCCGGCGGUGCAGACGAUGAUGCCGCCGCAGCAGGGCAGCAGGCAGAAGGCUGAGGCCGCCGCCAACGCCGCCGCGGGGUACGACCCGAAGAGGCUCCCGUCGUCCAUGUUCCGGACGCGGUCGACGAACCCCGCCGAGUGGAGCGCCACCUCCAACGAGUCGCUCUUCAGCAUCCAACUCAGCAGCUCCGCCGCCGACCUCAACGCGCGGUACGCCGACUUCUACUACGACGCCGCCGGGUUCCCCCGGUUCCCGUCCAUGGGGCGCGACGCGGCGGCGGCGCUGAGGCAGCUGCCGUCCCUGUCGCAAUCGUCGGGCCGCUCAGGGGGGCUGUGCGUCAGGCACGACUGCGCCAGGUGCGGCAGCGGCGGCAAGACCAGGAAGUCCGUCAGGUUCGCCGCCACCGAGAGCGUCUCCGGAGACGGCAACCACUCGCACUCUGUCGUCGUCUCCACCACGCUUGCAGUUAAGGAGACGGAGGCUCCGGCGGCGGCGGCAACAACGGGGCCGGCAGCAGGGUGGUGCGAGUUGGGGUGCUGUUUGGGAUCGUCGUCGCCGACGGUGUGGUGGCCUCGCUGCUGCGGAGGCCACGGAUGCGGCUGCCAUUGCAAAUGGUGGUUUUGAAUUUGGCGGGAAGGGAUGAUGACUUUGCGCGCCCGUUGUACACUGAAAUGAACUUUUCUUUGUUUUUGUGCUACUGACAGGGGACAUGGUGUGCUGUGUAAAUAUAUGAGUAGGCAUAGUGUGGCGGAUUGGCAAGAGUUCAUAAAAUGGCCGUGCCAUGGCUCCAUGCAACAAAACCGUACCUUUUUCCUUUUUUU